AUGUGUUGCAAUUGCUGCAGUGUCCGCCAGCAGAAGAUCUGGGUCUUUGGCCUGGCUGGUGUGUUCCUGGCCAUUGGAGUCUUAUUCGUUGCCGCUUGGCCAGCGGUUUCCCGUCAUUGGAUACGUAGCAUUAUGCCGCUGAGCCCCAACUCCUUCAUGUACAAGCGCUGGGUGACCACCCCCAUGCCUAUAUACAGCACCAUCUACCUGUUCAACUGGACUAAUCCUGAGCACCUGAAUACAGCCGGGGUAAAGCCACACUAUGAGCAGCUGGGACCCUACACUUUUAGUGACUUCAAGGUCAAGGAGGAUCUGGAGUGGAGUCAGCAGAGACCGGAGGUGACCUAUUUCGGCAAGCGCACCUGGCAUUUCCUGCCUGAAAAGUCCAAUGGCACCCUCGAGGACAUCGUGGUGGCUCCACAUUAUGUAUCGCUGACAGCUGCCUUGUAUUCGCGCCGUUAUCGUCGCACCCUGCGCAAGGUCAUGAACUUUGCCCUAAACCGCGAGGGCGGCGACACCCACAUGACCCACUCGGCGGGUGAGUGGCUCUUCGAUGGCUUCUACGACCGACUGCUGGACUUUGUGGAGCAACUCCACUCGCCCCUGCUGCCCAUUUACAGCAGCAACUUUAGCUGGUUCUACGAAAGGAACAACUCCAAGACAGCCGAGGGCAACUUUACGAUACACACAGGCCACGUCGAUCUCCGCCAGAUGGGAGAUCUCCAGCUGUGGAAUGGACAGAAUACCACAGGUUUUUACCCCGGCGAGUGCGGCAAGGUCAAUGGCAGCACGGGGGAAUUAUGGUCGCCGGAGAGAAGGUGGGACCAGCCCACAUCCAUUUUCCUCAAGGAUGCCGCCCGGUAUUUAAAUCUCUUUCCCCAGGAAAACCUCACCAUUGAUGGCAUUCCCGUGUGGCGCUACGAGUCCACCAAUCUCACCCUGGACAACGGCCAGCUGUCGCCGGACACUAAGUGCUUUUGCCUGAAGAAUCGUGAGUGUCCACGCAACGGAGUCCUUGACUAUGGACCACCUGCCUUUAAUGGUCCAUUCUACAUGUCACAUCCGCACUUUUACUUGGCUGACGAACUCUAUCGAGAGAAUACGACGGGUCUGCGGCCCAAGGAGUCGGAGCACGGCAUGUUUGUGAUAAUGGAGCCCACUAUGGGCAUUCCGCUUAGCCUGAGGGGACAGCUUAUGGUUAGUGUCCAUGUGGAGCGAGACGAGGCAAUUGAUUUCUUCAAAGAUGUGGCCUACAAUCACUAUGCACCGCUUUUUACCAUGCAAAUCCAUGCUGAAUUGGAUGACAGCCUCACAAGCUUACUCAAGCUGGCAUUGAAUGUUGCCAAAAUUGGGCAGUAUGUGGGAAUUGCUUUACUGCUGCUGGGACUCUUGGCAAUCACAGUUGUCGUAUUUGUCACAAAGAAUCACAAAUGGCACGGCGAACAAAGGCCCAAAGUGGCAGACAAGAAAGCCAACUGCACUUGAACUCACCCCUGAUAAGACAGUUAACGCCAACAAAGCCCUAUUCGUUAUCUGGCUUAAUCACCAGAAAUAUUCCUGCCUAGAUUUUGAGUUGGCUAUAAUCAGUCAGUCAGUCAGUCAGUCAGGCAGUCAGGGCCAUGGGCCAGGGGCCAUAAAAAAUGCAAAUUACAUAGCCCCCAGCCCGUGGAGCGGAUUAUCCAAUUUCGUUCAGGUGUUGCCCAGCUGAAGGCAUCUAGAAUUACACAGAAUUAUGGCCUUUCAAAUAUACUACAAUUUAUUAAUAUGUUAAUAAUUGUUUUUUGCCAUCGGUUCGUGUGGCGGCAAAGCCUUGAGCGCACGUAAGCUGCAUACUUUAUGGCGUACGAACUCUUUCACCAGGCAAAAGGCAGCAGCAAAUACCAAACUGGAAAUUUGAAAAAUGCCAAAAGAAUAUUAUAAGCGACUAAUUUAUAUGCGCCAAGCACGCAAACUUACGUUUUGCACACACACAUUGUUUGUGAAAGGACGAAAGGAGCCGGUUAAACAAUGUACGAAAAUGUGGAAAUAUGAAAAUUAUAUGGCUGCCAGUAUGUGUCGGCCAUAACUUUAACAAAAUCUCA
Drosophila kikkawai is the source of this 2081-nucleotide messenger RNA. Its product is annotated as protein croquemort. The record is from RefSeq and is a predicted model, not a curated record. Gene Ontology annotation, molecular function: scavenger receptor activity. Gene Ontology annotation, cellular component: cytoplasm; membrane. NCBI's taxonomy places the organism in Eukaryota, Metazoa, Arthropoda, Insecta, Diptera, Drosophilidae.